AUGUACCUCUUCGCCGCCGCUUGCUACAACGUCGGCCUGAUCAUUACCAUGGAGAAAACGGUGGUUAUGCACCAACCGCCACCGAACGCUGCCUACAAUUCACCUCAGAUCAACGUGAACGACGCCCUACUGCAAGUCGUGGACACCUUCACUUACCUGGGCAACACCCUUUACCGCAGCACCAAAAUCGAAGACCAAGUGGCCCGCCGGGUCUUUAAAGUCGGCCAAGCCUUCGGUCGUUUUCAGAAAACCGUCUGGCAUCGUCAUUGUCUCCAUCUCAACACCAAACUGGAGAGCUGCAAAGUGUUCAACCUGCCGGCAUUGCUGUAUGGGGCGGAGACCUGA
This is a messenger RNA of Spirometra erinaceieuropaei, 345 nucleotides long. The record is from the annotation of a GenBank genome assembly. NCBI's taxonomy places the organism in Eukaryota, Metazoa, Platyhelminthes, Cestoda, Diphyllobothriidea, Diphyllobothriidae.